Messenger RNA from Ciona intestinalis (vase tunicate), 3410 nucleotides. Lineage: Eukaryota; Metazoa; Chordata; Ascidiacea; Phlebobranchia; Cionidae. The record is from RefSeq and is a predicted model, not a curated record.
ACUCGUAUGUUAAUUGGUAGAUCAAUAAAGUUGUUACUGACGUGGCAUGUAAAGACUUACAACUGUUGUGUAAUCUCACCUUUUCAAGCCACAAGUUUGUGGCAACAUUCUAAAAGAUUACAGAACAGGAAUCUUUUUUGUUUGAAACAGUUUGGGACGGAUAGGUUAAGAGAGAUACUAAGAAUACCAAGCGCUACAAUGCCUCAAAAAUCCAUUGCGUCAUUUUUCGGCAGCAAACCGUCGAAAAAAUCUCCACCUGCAACUUUACAAAACAAAAGUUCCACCAAGCAGGAAAAUGUGAAGUCUCCUUUAAAAAAUUCGCCUUCGAAAAAGUCACCUUCAAAAAAAUCUGCUUCGGAAAGUUCUCCUGUAAAACUUCUUCCCUCAGAAAAUUCUCCUGUUAGUUCACCGAAAAAGUCAGUUCCGAAUCCGAAAAAGAUAAAAAACAUAGAGUCACCUGUGAAGAUAAAAAAGAGGAAAGCACAAGCUUUGAUCUCGGAUUCAUCUGAAGAAGAAAUGGAUGCCGUCGAAAGAUCAAAAACUCCUCCUCCCAGGAAGUCACCUUCCUCAACAAGGAAAGUUAAUCUUAACCAGUUUAAGGCAAAAGAAUCUGGGAGCGAUUCUGAUGGAGUUCCGAAUCCACCACGUGAUGUUAAAGUUACUCCUAAUGGAACGGUGAAAAGAAAAACUGCUCGUAAAAGUUUCCAAGCUUCAAAACGUUUGAAGAUGAACGGGAAUUCAAGUCCGGAGGAAAACGAGAUGAAAGAUGAAGUGAAAGAGGAGCCGGGUAAAGAUAAAGAGGUGGAAGAUGAGAGCAUGGAAGUAGAAGCAUCUGAUGUACAAGAAAGUGGUGAAAGAGAGGAAAAUAAUGUCACUGAGUCGAUAAAUGAAGGAUCAAACUCUGACUCGGAUCACAAAGUUACACCUGACACUUCUUCAAAGAAGACUAAACCGAAAUCUCCAAAACAUGAGAGCUCAUCUGAUAAAGAGGCUAAAACUGAAGUAUCUCCAAAUAAAACUAAAAGUCCUGCAUCCCAAAAGAAGACAGCAGUAAAGAAGUCACCCAACACAAAUUCCAAGUCAAAAAAAUCGACAAAAACAUCGCCGAAAAAAGAAAAACAAGACUCAACACCAGCCGCAAAACCACCCAAGAAAUUUUCCAGCUUCUUCCAGUCCAAAGAUGUUGCUCCUGAAGAUAAUGAUGAGAAGAAGAUCAAACCAGAUGCAUAUAAUCCUGGAAGGAAGAAUUAUCAUCCAGUGGAUCAUGCUUGUUGGGAAAAUGGAAAAAAAGUACCAUAUUUGGCUCUCGCAAGAACUUUUAGUCUCAUUGAAGAAACCUCUGGAAGAUUAAGGACGAUUGAAAUUCUAAGCAACUUUCUUCGAAGUGUGAUCGCUCUGUCUCCCAAUGAGCUGAUAACUUGUAUAUACCUCAGUCUCAAUAAACUUGCACCAGCUUAUGAAGGAAUUGAGCUUGGCAUAGGAGAAAACUUGCUUAUGAAAGCAGUUGCCGAGGCAACAGGCCGCAACAUCGCUAAAAUUAAAGUUGAUGUCGGCAACACUGGAGAUUUGGGACUUGUAGCUGAGAACAGCAGAAGCAACCAGAAGAUGAUGUUCACACCAGCUGCUUUAACUGUAGAUGGCGUGUUUAAAAAACUGAAACAGAUUGCAGCAAUUUCUGGAGGCUCGUCCAUGAGCCAGAAAGUUUCCCUUGUUAAAAGUUUGCUGGUUGCAUGCAAACAUUGUGAAGCAAGAUACUUGAUGAGGUCCCUUGGUGGAAAACUGAGGAUUGGUUUGGCUGAACAAUCAGUCUUAGUUGCAAUUGCUAAUGCAGCGUAUUUGACACCACCAGGACAAGAUUUUCCGCCCGCUAUUAUAAACGCUGGUGAAAAAAUUCCUGCCGAAACUUUGAAAUCAAAAAUGGAUGAAAAGGCUCUUAUUGUGAAGACUACAUACAGUGAACUUCCAAACUACGAUAUUGUUAUCAAAACAAUGCUUGAACAUGGGGUGGAUAAGUUGCCAGAUCACUGCAGACUUACACCAGGUAUUCCACUUAAGCCAAUGUUGGCACAUCCAACAAAAGGUGUUUCUGAAGUUUUUAAUCGUUUCGAUAAAAGUGAGUUCACAUGCGAAUACAAAUAUGAUGGAGAGCGUGCACAGAUACAUCUACUUGAAGGGGGAGAGGUUCGGAUAUACAGCAGAAACCAGGAAAAUAACACAUCCAAGUACCCAGAUAUUAUCUCAAGAGUUCCAGCAAUGCUAAAGGAUGAAGUGACAUCGUGUGUUAUUGAUUCAGAAGCAGUGGCAUGGGAUACAGAUAAGAAGCAAAUCCUACCCUUCCAGGUGUUAAGUACCAGAAAAAGGAAAGAUGCUGAUUUAUCAACAAUUAAAGUGCAAGUUUGCAUUUAUGCGUUUGAUCUGCUGUAUCUUAAUGGAGAGUCACUUGUUCGGAAGUCAUUUCGUGAAAGAAGAAAAUUACUUUUGGACAAUUUCAACGUUUGUGAUGGACAGUUUGUGUUUGCUGAGUCACAGGACACAACAGAUACUGACAAAAUUGCAGAGUUUCUUGAAGAAUCAAUUAAAGGUAACUGUGAAGGGUUGAUGGUAAAAACAUUAGAUGACGAUGCCACGUAUGAGAUCGCAAAGCGUUCACACAACUGGCUGAAACUAAAAAAGGAUUAUUUGGAUGGAGUAGGCGACACACUUGACUUGGUAGUGAUUGGUGGUUAUAAAGGCAAAGGUAAAAGGGUUGGUAAUUAUGGAGGGUUCUUGCUUGCUUGUUAUGAUGAGGAAAGUGAAGAAUAUCAAACUAUUUGUAAGAUUGGUACUGGAUUUUCGGACCAGAACUUGGCAGAUCAUGCAAUUUUCUUUAACCAACAUCUGAUUGAUCAACCAAAAUCAUAUUAUAGAUUAAAUGGUAGUGAUGCUGAUCAAUGGUUUGAACCAGUUCAGGUUUGGGAAGUGAAAGCCGCUGAUUUAUCUGUGUCUCCUGUAUAUGCUGCUGCUAAUGGAAUUAUUGAUCCUGAGCGCGGAAUUUCGCUACGUUUUCCUCGUUUUAUUCGAAUAAGAGAUGACAAGAAACCUGAAGAAGCAACCAACAGUCAACAGGUUGCUGAUCUGUACCACAAACAGCAGCAGAUUCAAAACCAGUUGAAAACAAAAGAUUCCAACAAAGAUGUUGAAUAUUAUUGAAUCUUUUAACUGUCAGACAUUAUCAGCUGUUUUAAAAUUACAAUUUCAAUAUGAACUGAGAUGUUAAAAAUUGCUGAAUGUUCUCACUGCCUGAUAUUAUUAGCUGUUUUAGAGAUACAGUGUCAAUAUGAACUGUGCUUAUAAUAAACCAAGCUAUUUACCUGUUCUAGUUUGGUUAGUUCAAUAUUUGUAUAGUGCGAAUAAAGUGCUGUGUAACAGUU